CGCCCCCGGGUGGGGGUGUCCGGCCGUACCCGGCCGCCGUUUACCUCAGCCGGGCAGGCCGCUGGGUUCCGCCGCAACGGAGAAGUUGCUAACUAAGUUUCAGCACGGCUGAACCAGCCCCCGUCCCGCCUCAGCUCCCCUGAGGGACGAGCCGGUACCUAGUCAGGGAGAGGUCUGAUCAGUGUUGCUGAAGUGAUCACUUUCCCCUGUUCUGAAUGUCAUCUUGGCGACCGAGAUCUUGUUUUCACUAUGAGAAGUGAAUCAGGUUGUACAGAUUGGUUGCAGCAGAAAAUGCAAAUUAUGAUUCUUUUUCCUUGUUGGAUUUUUUCAAUUCUGUUGAAUGCGUAAUUAAAACUAUGGCAACAAGAGUAGAAAUAAAUUCUACUUUGGCGUCUUUGACGACAGUACCUGACUUAAAUGAAAUCAGAAAUGAGGAUAAAUCACAGCGUGUGUAUGUAAGUGUGCUUUCAGAUGCAAGUAACAAGACAAAGGAGGCUUCAGCAUCACUAACUCUUGAAGAGAAGAACAAGUUUGGGAGUACUUUGAGAUCUGCAACAAUGCCGUCGCUAGGAUCAAGGCCAAGACUUUUCCCAAAGCCUUUUUCUAAAGAGAAAUCUUCAGAUAGUUUUGCGAAUGUAAAACCACCUAUUCCGGCUUUCAGAUCAAGUACUCUUAUUAGAAAGGCCACUGAAGAAACAUCAUCUGUUAAGGUAUUAAGUGGAAAUGUUCCUCCAUUAGUAGAUCAGAAAGUAAUUGAAGAUGAAAAUAAGGCUGGCAGUGAAGUAGUCACAAACAUGACUUUCUACACGGGUCCCAGUGCGAAUACUGUCAUUCUUUUUGAGACAGCAGGCACAGAGCAAUCAAAGGUAAGCCUGGCCCAAGAAAAAAGGGCUGCUGAUGACCACAGAGUAUUUAGUACUAUGCAAACCAAAGAGCUUCAGUGCAACAUGAAGCUGGAGAAACCAUCUCAGCCUUCUGAGACAUCCAGGAAUCCUGAAGGGUCUCUUCAUAGGCAGAUAUCGCUUUCCUCCAGUCUUAGACCAGUCUCUUGGAAUUCCCUCAAAACUGGUGAAAAAAAAGACGCUUGUGAAGUUCAUCCAGGGGAGAAAAACAAUGACGAUGCAAAUAAUAUCUACAGUAAAGGUGAUUUCUCUAUUGAUAUGCAGCAAAGGCCAAAACAUAGACCAGUAUCUGCUAUUUUUCUGGAAUCAUUACGAGAUCAAAAGCAUCGCACUGUGGAAGCUUCUGAGGAAGAAUCUCCUACAGAGAAAUCCUGGGUUAGAAAACCAAGGCCUUUGUCCAUGGACCUGACAGCUAAGUUUGAACAUAAAGAUCUUUCUUCUUGCAAGAAGACUUGUUCAUCUCAUGAAAGCAAGGAGAAUGUAUCAGUAAUUUCUUUUACUGAUGCUGGCUGUCACGAUCAGUCUGAAAUGGGGCCAAAACCUGAAGAGACUGAGUUUAAUAAAGGCAGUUCUUCUAAAACAAAUUUGAAGUGCAGUAGUCAGGACAUUGGCAUCCUAAAUAAUGGAAAAUACAUAUGGGAAACAAAGCUUAAAUCUAAAAGUGAACAAAUUGAGACAAAACCAGAAAUAACGACUAGCUUGCACAGUUCUGAAAGAAGCCAUGAAACCACUAGUGAAAGCAGAACUAGUAAAGGGGGGAAAAGACUAGAUCAGAAGGAGACGUAUAUGUUUCUAGGCUGUGAAAGCCCUGCAGCUUCCUCAGAAAAAGAGAAUAAUGUCGUAAGAGGUAGUGUUAAAAAACACAUUAGUUUGUUUACUUCAGAAAAUCCCAGUACUUCAAUGGAUACAGAGCUUCUCCCAUCAGCUGCUGAGAAGGAAAACAGGUGUGUUAACAUCCAACAGAGAAUCAAAGAACUGACAACAGAAAAUACUGAUGUUAAGCCAGGAAAUCUACGCAGGUCGCUUCAAUCACGACCACUUUCUGCGGACUUAACAAAGAUGUUUUCAAGUCCGACAUCAAGCAGUGAAGCAAAGCCCGAGAAAUCUGCUGAAACUAGAAACGACUCUAUCAAUGAAAUGCAAGAAAAUCAAAAAAGUAAGGAGAUCAAGCUUGCAUAUGGCACAGAUUUCACUGAAGCGCAUGCUACUGGGAACCCUUGGAAACCCCGGCAGAUUUUAAAAAUAACAAAUAAAUCUGAUCAGGUAGAGAGGAAAGGAAGCUUCCUUGGAGAUGGUCAGCAUUUUUCUCAGCAAAGUGAAAACUCUGUCUCAUUCACAAGCAACUUGGAAAAAAAAUUAAAACCAACCACACUUGUGGAAAAGACCUACAUUAAAACUGUCCGAGCCACCAUGUUUGACCAUAAUGUUCAGAGGCAUAACGUUGCUGCUGAUCAUUCUGGAACUGAUUCUGCACUGAAAAUGAGUAAUGAGCUUGAGGCAAAGCAUGAUGUGGUGACUUCGGGGCACAACAGACGAUCAUGGAUGGGAGAAGUGGAGGAAACCACUAGUGUAAAGAAGGAGUAUCACAAGCAGUCUGAUUCAUCAAAACAUAUAACAGAUGUAGAAAAAAGUGGAAAACCAGCUUGUUCAAGUGAAGACAAGAAGAUGACUCCAGGAAUUCUCUUAGAAAAAUCUUUGGUUGAGAAAAGUGAAAAAGCCACUCCUAAAAAUGUAGAAGACUCUCUAAUUUACCAAAGAAUAGAGCCGAGAUAUGAAGUCUUUCAGACGUGUGGUGAAAGAGCUCUUAGUGAAGCCAUUACAAUGGCUCCUGAAAAAAAGGCCAUGACACUCAGAACUAGAAAAUCAUCUGUGAGAGAGAAUAAAAAUGAUGAGGAUAUUUUACACACUGGUCAGUCAGCUAGGGCAAAUAGUAAAACUCUGUACUUGAAAGAAGAUAAUGUUAUUUCAGAAGCUAGAGACACAAAAGUUUUUACAAGCACGUCUGUGUUGAGAGAACCUAAUGAUCUUUUCUCCAGUGAAUGCACUUUACCUGAACAGAAGAAAGACUCUGAUAAAACUGAAACUGAUCCAGUAUUGAUAGCUGAGAAAAUACCUUAUUCUACAAACAAAAGUAAAUGUUUGGGAAUGAAUGAAAAAGUAAACAAACUACAUUCUGAAAUUAAAAAUGAUAAGAGUGAAAUCUCUUCCAUGGAUAAAACAGAGAGGUCUAAUAUGAUGAAAUGCUCUUCUGAGAAAAGGGGUUUUAGAUCAGGUGGGGCAGACAGCUAUGAAUUCAGAACCAACUUUGAUCGUGAAGUUAUUUCAACAAGUGUAAAUAAACACGGGGCCCAGUCUGCUUCAGUGCUUUCAAGUGGACAAUUUUGUAAAUCUUCCAGUAGCCACCAUCCAGAUACAAAAGUACUAACCAUUAAUAAAGAGGAAUCUAGGGCCUUUGGUUUAAGGAGAAGUCUAGACUUAAAUUGCAAAGAACAAGACUUUAACUUAGAUAGUACAGCUCAUGAAAACAGUGAAAAAAUCAGAGUAAUAGAUCCAGAAGAAAAAGUAAGGAGAACCAGAAGUAGUGUUUCUGACUUGAAGAUUUCUGAAAGGUGGAGAAGGAGGACCUUGCCUCAGGAUUCUAUCAAGAUGGAAGAAGUCGUCUGGCUCACUCCCGAAAAUAUCAAAAGGCUGAGUCGGACAGAUUCAUUGCAAUUGAAGGAAAGCUCAGUUAAAAAGAGAAGCAAAAAAAGCAAAGAAGGGCUGGAAGGGAAUGAGGCAAACCAAACUGUUCUUGGCAGUCCUGAUGAUUAUUUGAAAAAUCAGCGUUCUGCCUUUGAGCCAAAGGCAACUUACUUUGCAGUGACUUACCAGAUUGCUGGUAACAAAAAAGAGAAAAGCUUUGUUGGUACUCAUAGUGCAAGUGAAACUAAUAAAAUUUCUAGCUCAAGUGAGGGAGCAGUAAUUAAUCUGGACCCUGUUUUUCCUGGAAGGUCCAAACCUUUAUUGCAGCAACCAAAUAAAAAUUUCAUGAGUACAACUUGUAGAGAAGACUCACGGGAAGUGCAUAUUAACAAGGAUUGUGUCAAAGAAGAAGACAAAGAUGAUAUCUUUUCCAAAAACAUUGCAUUUGGUAAUUUUCAUGUAUCUAGGAAAGAUAACCACCAGUAUCGUGAAAGAGGUCUGGAUCAUUCUAAAGAGAAAAUUAUAGAUGUUGAUGCUUUCCUGUUAAAACAGGAUCUGGAAAAUACAGCUCAAGCUGAUCUCAAAAGUGGCAAAAGAAAAGUCUCCUCUUACCAUGAACCCAGAUCCCCCCUGCGUUUUGCACAGUUACAUAAAGACAGUGAACUAGUCCCCCAGAAAAGGAAUGAAAAUAAUUAUGAUUUACCUGGAAGGAAGGCUGAGGAUGGUUACAGAUCCCAAAUUCUUGAUAUUGAUGCACUUAUGGCAGAAUAUAAAGAAGAAUCAGUGAAGGCCAGUAAUGUUCAAGACAAGCUCUCUGGAGAUCACAGUUCACUUAGUAGGGAGAAAUCAAAGAACAAAAGAAAUGUGUCAGAUAGGAUGACUUCUUCCUAUAGCUGGAAAGCGUGGAAGGGGUCAGAUCGCUGUUCUGUUAAUAACAAACAAGGUGACUGUGCAGAAGAGUACCACAGGCCAGAGGAAUUAAUUCUAAAUGAAAAGAGCAAAGAGAAACUGGAAUCAUGUAGCCCUGAAUUUGAUAAACAAAAGUCCAAAGACAGAAAGUUCAGCCCUCCUUACUGGGGAAAUCCUAGCAGCUUUCCUUCAGAUAAGUUUGUAAAUUCACCUGUGGAGUUCACUAGGAAGAAAACUUUCAUCGUUGAUGAGGAUGAAGAAGUGAACUUAACUUCCAGGAAUCAAAGUUCAAAAUUUGUAAUUGAUAAGGUACAGCCUAUAAAUGCAGUUGGUACAGACCAAAAGUGGGAAGUUAGUUUUGCUUCCAAGUUGUCCAUAAAGGCAGAUGAUGGCCUCUUACAGAAGAAGUUGGUCACAAAAGAACAGUUCUUGGAGGUGUCUCCAGAAGGCGAUUGGAGCAAAAAUGUAGCAAGGAGCUGUAUAACAAGGAACAAAGACAAUGCAGAUAAGAUGACAUGUGAGAAUGACUCUUCCAAUGUGAAAAGUAAAACUGAUUGGAAGAGCUAUACAUCUGAUUUAGGAAGUGCACCCCCAGAUUUAAGACGAUCCUAUUCAGAAAAGAGCCACCAAGGAAAAGACAAUCUACCACUUACGCAAGAAGUAAGGGGAAGAAAGGAUCCAUACCGAUCCAGGCAAAGCUUCCUGUUGGAAAGUGUGGAUAACGGGUGGAAACACAAGAUGUCAUGUCAGUCAGAAUCAUUCUUCCAUGAGGAUAAAAAGGCUUCUAGGAAAGAGUGGACCAAGCAGAGUUCAGACAAAGCAGACGGAACAGACUUCUCAUUGGUUUCUACUCAGAGAAGCCGCCACAGUUUUUAUAAGGACAGAAGGACAGAAAACGGGAUGGAUCAGCUGAAGCAGUGCUUCUCCAGACAGCCCCCGGGAGCAAAGGACACAGACACGCUCGUGCAGGAGCCUGACAGCCAGUACGGCACCUGGAAUGAGCAGAGGCACAGUGGGGACAGCUUUGUGCCUGAAUCUCCUUCCUUGGAAAACGAUGUCAUUUCGACGAGAAAGCAACCUCCAAAUAGCCACCCGUCUUCACUGUCCUCUCAAACAGAACCUGCCUCCCUGGUUGAUCACCAUGACUUCUCAAAAGACCAAAGGAGCACAAGUUUGGACCGUUCCAGCACUGACAUGGACUCUACUGAUGGGACUGACUUACCUCCUCUGGGAGACACCUACCCUGAUGAAAAGACCACUGAUUUCUCUUUCAUUGAUCAAACCACUAUUCUGGACUCCAGUGCACUGAAAACUCGUGUACAGCUCAGCAAAAAGAGACGCCGUCGGGCUCCUAUCUCACACUCUCUUAGAAGAAGCAGAGGGCUGGAGUUUGAAAAUAGAUUUUCUUUGACAGAAGAACCAGAUAAUACCUGGAUGUUUAAAGAUUCCACAGAAGAGAAGAAAACUGUGCAACAGGAAGAUUCUGAUGAGGAAGACAAGAUACAGCAUACUGCGAGAUCGUCUUCUGUACAAGCUCAGAGACUUCCCGUAUUUCCAGGAAUGGACCACUCUGUUCUCAAGGCCCAACUGCGGAAAAGACAAGAGUCUGAGAGUCCUGGUGAAAAAAAUUCUGCUCAGCUGUUCAAAUCCCCUAAACCGCAACUGCCGCUUGGAACUCCUGGUAGCAGACUGCUGCCCUCCAGUGUAGAGAAGGAGGACAGGUCAGAAGAAAAGUCUCCUCAGUGGCUGAAGGAGCUGAAAUCAAAGAAGAGACAGAGCCAUUAUGAGAAUCAGGUUUGAAAAGAUAGUGAUUCUAACUAGAAGAUAAAGAAGUUUAACAGAAGCCUUAACUCAUCUGAACCUAAAAUUCACUUGUCAUGUUGCUGCUGUUUGCUUCCUGCCUCAACUGCUAUGUGCAUGGUGCCUUCCUGUUUUGUGGAGAAAGCUGCUUAAUAUUCAUAGUCAAAUACAAAGCUGUAUCUUUUCAGAUAUGGGAGGAGGGUCACUUUAGACCUGCCUGGAAGAAGAACCGGUGGUUCAUAGUUAGCACUUCAGAAAGUCUUGAAAGAUUGUAAUAUUUGAUCUAGGACUGCUGUGCACCAGAAAAGUCCCCUCACUGUUGAACAAAGACUACAUUUCUACGUUCGUGUUCAGCAACUCAAAAGUAUGACUUUUGGUAGACAUGUCAGGUGUAAGGCUGGGCUUUGUGUUUGUUUAUGAAAAUAACAAUUUUAAUCAAAUUGUAUCUUUUUUUGUGAAAAAAUAGUAAGCUCCUAUUUAGAAUGAAGUUUGUGGAAGGUGAGAGUGAAAGGACAAAUUAUGUUUACUGCCAUAUUGAAAAAGGAAACUUGAUUAUUUUUUGUAAAAUGUAUUUUUGAUUGGCUUAUAUUUACAUGUGAUCUGCUGACCUAGCAGAUAAAUAUAAUUUUUAGAUGAACAAAAUGUUAACUUUUGUCACUCUUGAAAUGGUAUAUUCUGUGUUUUGUCAGCAUGUGGAAUAAUUGCUUCAUUGGAAUGUCUUUCCUAAAAAGGAUCAAGCAAUAAUGUCAACCAGUUCUCUUUAAAAAAAAAAAAAAAAAAAAAAAUGUAAAUACUGUUUUUAUAACAAAAAAGGAAGGGAAGAGGGAGGAUGUUACACUCAUAUCAGGGUUCCAGUUAAUUGUUGAAUGUCACUUUAAUAGCAGUUUGGAUAGUCCCACUUCAUAUUUUUAUUUGUUAAUCUGUAAAUACCAGGUUUAAGUUUUUAUUUUUAUGCUGAUUUUGUGGGAUAACCUAAAUGUGAUCUUCAGUUUCUCAGAUGAUUUACUUUUCUUCUUUUGGUAAGACCAAUGUUAUAAUAGUGGUAGAGAUAUCUCAUAACAUGGGUGUGAUGAAUAUCACUAAUAUCUCAAAUAUGUUAAUAUCUUUGAAUACAGAUUCUGAAAUAUCAACCAAGAUGUCCAUUUAAGACAUACUUUAUUCUUUCCCCAAAUAAGUGCUCUUUUCAGUAAACCUUUAAAAAUGUAGCCCAACGAGGGAGGUUAUUCUGCCAUGUCAGUAUGCCUCAUGACUUGACUAAGAAAGCAGCAAUGUGGGAAAACGAAGCGAGACAGGAGCGUUCUCCUCCCCUGGUGCCCUCCUGUAGCAUGGGGGCUGGGCAGAGCUUGCCACGGCGGAAGCGCCGGCGGCCCUCGCGCCGGGUGGGUCGGUGUGGCAGCCAUGGGGCUGGAGCAGGAGCAGAUGCUGCUCCUCGCAUUGCACUUCCCAUGUCCUGCUGAUGGGCUUCUCUUGAUAUUAAAGCACCAGCACUUGAACUCAUUUUCUUUUUUUUUUUUUUUUUUUUUAAUGAUCAGCGUUUCGGAAAGCUUGAUUUACGUGGGGUUACCACAAUGGUGCAUCUGCUAGCCAGAGUGGCAUGCCUGGUCUGCUGUCUAUCAAGCUUGUAGCUGCCAAAACCAUGUGCCAAUUCUUCUCAUGGAGGAGUCACAGAUGAGGUGAUUUUUAGUCCCAGUCUGCUCGUAGGAAAUAACAGCAGUAUGUCAGGAGACAAGUCCCAUAUGCGCAUCUCUCUCCCAGAUUUAGUUCCAAUAGCAGCUCCCUGUGCUUAAUGGAGAUGCAAUGAAUACUUUUCUCUUAUGUGAAAAAUCUUUACUUGCUGCUUUGCCCUAUUUCACAUCAGAGCUGUUGCUGCCGUUACAGUUUUACAGCCUCUUCUGCUACCAAUCAAGAAAUGAUCACCCCAGAUCUCUGCCAAGCAUUUCAUUCUGUGUGGCUUUUAACCCUGGGUGAUGGGAGAUGGACUUCCACUUGAAUGCAGUUGACCAGACUGUUAAAGAGCUCCUCUUAGCUAAUUUGAAAAUGUUGCACAUAUUUUCUUCUUCCCUUUUCUUUAGAUGAUGGUGGAAAAGGUGAUUCUUUAAGAUAAGCUUUGCAUAUGUGUCUUUUGGGAUUAUUUUUUUUUUUAUGGCAGCACUCAAGGGUACCAUCAGUUCUACACCAUGUGUGACACACACACUUCAGCCAGCCCUGAGCAGGAGUGUUUGCAGGUGUCAGAGAAGAAUGACGAUUGCUUUUCUUACUGUUACUCAGAUGAAGUGGGGCUUACCUUAAACAGUAUCUAGAAAUCGGGUAAAUUCCCCCUGCUUACAAGAAUAUUUACACAGGCAUGAUUUUUGAAUUCAGCAGGUUGACAGUGUUGCAUUACCAAUAGUUGGAGGAUAUACCGUUUUUUGGUCUAACAAAUGAAGGCCAGAAAUUCUUAACUGCAGUGUUUGCUCUGUGUUUGAGGAAACUGAGGGGAUUAAUACUAGGUUUCCACAAAGCCCUUUGAAUGUGUAUGCAUUUCCACAUCUGCUUGGACAAUGCACUGAAACUUACUGUAUUUAGUAGUUUAACCUACUACUGAGAAAUGUUUAAUGCUUAAAUGUCUAAUUAAAAAGCAUCUUUAGAAUGUU
Molecule: messenger RNA, 8926 nt
Organism: Harpia harpyja (harpy eagle)
Lineage: Eukaryota; Metazoa; Chordata; Aves; Accipitriformes; Accipitridae
Product: KIAA1671 ortholog
Exons: 13
Coding region: 357-6293 (1978 amino acids)
Source: RefSeq, a predicted model, not a curated record